This is a messenger RNA of Lodderomyces margitis, 3555 nucleotides long. RefSeq names its product Mid1p (gene MID1). Bases 1 to 3555 code for a protein of 1184 amino acids. NCBI's taxonomy places the organism in Eukaryota, Fungi, Ascomycota, Pichiomycetes, Serinales, Debaryomycetaceae. The record is from RefSeq and is a predicted model, not a curated record. The transcript has 2 exons. Gene Ontology annotation, biological process: calcium ion import across plasma membrane. Gene Ontology annotation, molecular function: calcium channel activity.
AUGACUUCAAUACCAGAACUCAAAGUUACACAUCAUUCAGAAGAAGAAUCUCAACUUCAUCGUGCAGCCACUGAUGGGGACGAAAUACAACCAUUUACAGGGGGGAACUUGGGCAAUGAAAAACUAAGACGAUCAUCAGAGUUUAGCCAGUCAGAUAAGAACAUUAAGGCAGACGAUUUACUCAACAAACUAACCAACACACAGUCCACCAAUUACCGUUUUAUCACAUUCACGCCUAAUGAGAAACAGGAUAAGGAUGUCAAACACUUGUACAAGAAACAAGUUGCCUUUGAUGACGUAAAUAUCCAGUAUGACGAUGACGAUAUUCCCGAUUCUGAUGAUGAUUAUGGGUGGGAAAUAUACAAGCGCAAACACGGCAAUAGUAGACCAGGUGCCAGUUAUAUACGUGGCAGAGAACCAUAUUCAUUAGGAGAAAGGUUGGGAUCACCCAUUGCCUCACCAGGGCGAAAUGCCUAUGAAGAAUUGGAUGGUUCUGAACUUGCCGAGUUGAAGAGGUUGGAGAAACAAGUGGUUCAUUAUCCAACGACACCAAUUACAACUAGAAGAUUUUGCUCACUUACUCAAAGACAUAAAUUAUAUGAACCAUUGUACAAUCUCAAGCUACUUCCGUUAGUUCCCAUAUUGCCACACCGAACGAUAUUAAUUUAUAUUAGUGCAAGACAACAUACUUGGGUGGCCUUGGACUGGAUAUUAAGCAAAUUUAUUGAGAAUGGAGACAAGAUUAUAGUGUGUGCCACGCUCGACCCUGAUGUGUUAGAAUAUGAGAGAAACAGGAUGGCAAGAAGAAGUCAACUUUCAUUAUCAAGAUCUCCUUCAAGAGGACCCGAUCCGUUGGAGAGAUUCAAACUGAGAAAUGAACCUGAUCAGAUUUCAAACAUUGCAAAAGAUCUUAUGGAUUACAUUUUGCAAGUUAUUAAUCCUGAUGUUAUUGCGAGAGUGACGGUUGAAUUAGUUGCUGGACGUACAAAGGAAGUGUUGAAGGACAUGUAUCGAUUGUAUGAGCCAAAUAUAGUGUGUACAGGGACAAAACCCAACAAGGCAGUUGGUGCUCCUUUGCGCUCGUGGAAUUCAUCCAAAAUAACCGAUCGAUUGGUUAAAAACUUUCCCUUGCCAGUAAUUGUUGUGCCUGCAGUCAAUAUGUGUAAUUUUGAGUACUCGUUGCAAAGUAGAAUCAAUGGUACUAGCAUGGAAGAGACUAUCAGCUCAAUUGUUGACGAGGACCAUAUGGGUGACGACGACGACGAUGAUGAUGUGGAAAGUAUAGCUUCUCAGGAGUCACACCAAAGCAACUCAUCUGCAACGUCUUAUGACUCGUAUGAGGAAAUUGCGCGAUUGUUUUUUAGUUACAACAAGGAUAUCAAGCGAAAGAUGAAAAAAUUGCAGCAAGAUCCUAUUAACGAUGCGUACUAUGUGAACAUUGCCAAGGCAAUAACCGACAAUUCAAUUGACCAAUGUUCUGACAUUAUUGCAGUUCAGCCUGAGAAUACUGGGCCAGGUGCUCAGCUAGCUAGAGUAAUCACUGGAUCCAAUUCUUUUGGUGUAAGCACCUAUAGAACCAAGUCGUUAUUAGCUCCGGAGGAGAAAAAGGAAGUAAAGAAGGAAACAUCAAAGGAACAUAACUUGUCAUUUAAAGAAGUUAGUGAGCAAUUGAAGCUAAAUAGGAUAAAAUCGACAAGUGUUACUCCAACACCAACACCAGAGCCAAGGUCACCUGAGAAAUCGACACUGCCAGACAUUAACCUGGCUAGUAAUGGCGACCAUUCAAGUCCUCCACCACAAACUUUGAAAUGGAGUAGUUUAGAAAAGCCAGAUAAGGGUAAGCAGUCGCUGUCGGAUUCGGGUUUAUCUCCAUUGCGUAAGUUCUUAUCGGAUGAUGCUAAUGGUACAACGAGGAACGGAAGUCGAACAAGUUUGGACAAGUUGAAGUUGGAACCAAGAAGAAGUCAACCGGGAAUGUCCGGCCAUGGUGGCGGUGGAGGUGGCGGCGGCAGCGGUGCCGGAGGUAAUGUCGACCAACACAACAACCCAGUUCAAGUGAAGCAUUUUACAACAAAGGAUAGACGAAAGACAUCAUCGGAGGGGCUACAGGAAUUUACUCCUAUUAUCGAUACUAUUAAACAAUCGGAAGUCAAGUAUUAUUCAUUCAAUGUCAAUACAUCUACCGGAUUAGGUGAAUACUACGAGUUUUUGAUCUUUUUAUCAGGCAAUAUAUGCACUCAACCCGAUAAUGUCGAUGAGGAUGAUACUAGUUUAGCUGUGUACUAUUCAUUCAAUGCCACCAUGUUUGUUGAUAACGAAGUGGGAAAGAUGCAGAUAUUUGAAGAUGGAUAUUUCCAAGCCUUGGCUGAUUUACCAAUCUACCCCACUACCACUAGCUCCAGUACAAAAGUAUCAGUGCCCACGACGACAGCAGUAGAUGACACCCAACGGGUAUUGUACAUUGCUGUGCGAGCACCGCAGAAUACAAAUACCACGGCUACUUGGACCUACCAAAUUGGUGUGUCGCAGAAUGAUUUGGUUUUCCAGUGGGAUGAGAGUACAUUUGGAUACGUGGUUGAUACCGAUGAUAAACUGGCGUUAUUUAUCACGGAAAACCUUACUGAAUAUAGUGGUGAUUGGGAGUCGCUUAAUGCAUCGAAAUCAAAGUAUUCGUUAUAUGUGUAUCCCUUUGAUGAGAGAAAUAUUUUUGACGGGUUGAGCAAGAGUUGGUGUGCCAUUAGGUCGGGUUCACCAAUUAUGGGGCCGUGGAAUAGUGAAAGCUCCUUCACGACAAGAAAUGGGGGGAUACAACAACAAUUUUACGUGCCCUAUUUAAAUGAACUGUCUACAUAUUUGGCCUAUAUCGUGGCUGAUUUCAGUGGGACCGAUUUUGGUGGCGCCGUUUACAAGCCCAUUACAUUUGAUACCAUGUCAGGACUGGCGUGUGAAUUGAUUUAUGAUUUGGACUUUUGUAGUCGAGUGGCAUAUAGUGUGCCUGCAUUGGGUAAUUUAACAUCGGAAAGUGAGGAUGAAAAGAACACAACAAAGCAAAUUUAUGACAACUAUGUCAAGAAUUUGUAUACCAAUUUUUCGAAAGCAUUACAACAAGUCGCUUGCGAUACCGUUCCCGAAUCAGUAUUUUCCAAUGUGAAAUCGUGCGAUGAUUGUGCAGAUAGUUAUCGAGAUUGGUUAUGUGCCGUUUCUAUACCGCGAUGUGCCACCAAUUAUACGACGGGGUACAUCCAACGUGACAGCACCAAUCAGCGAAACGAUUUCAUCAAGGAUAUAAUUCAACCAGUUGAAGAUUACUACGAAAUGUUGCCGUGUGUUAAUGUCUGUCAUGCCAUUGUUCGUGAUUGUCCGGCUGAUUUUAACUUCCAGUGUCCUACUCGCAAUGACAGUAUUGCAUUGAGUUAUUAUUGGGAAACCGAUACUGAUUCACAAUGGCCGUCGUGUAAUUAUGUAGGUAAAAUGAUGACAGAGAAGAGCUGGGGGUUGAAAUUAGCUGCAAAUUGGGUUUUAUUGGGCGUGGUUGUUCUUAUGCAGGUUAUAUAG